Molecule: messenger RNA, 4326 nt
Organism: Lodderomyces parapsilosis
Lineage: Eukaryota; Fungi; Ascomycota; Pichiomycetes; Serinales; Debaryomycetaceae
Gene: SPT6
Product: chromatin-remodeling histone chaperone
Exons: 1
Coding region: 1-4326 (1441 amino acids)
Biological process (GO): positive regulation of transcription elongation by RNA polymerase II; nucleosome organization; mRNA transcription by RNA polymerase II
Cellular component (GO): transcription elongation factor complex
Molecular function (GO): nucleosome binding; DNA binding; histone binding
Source: RefSeq, a predicted model, not a curated record
AUGUCGGACGAGGAAAGAGAAAUCGUUAACCACGAAGAAGAUCAUUCGGGGUCGGAAGGAGAAGGAGAAGGAGAAGAUGUCACUCGAGACUCGGUCACAGACUCUUCUGAAGAGGAGGACGAUGAUGACAACGAAGAAGAAAUUCAAAAAGUUCGUGAAGGUUUCAUAGUUGAUGAUGAAGAUGAGGAAAUAGAAUCAACAAAGAAAAGAAGGCACAAGAAAAGAAAAAGAGAAAGAGAACGUCCAGAGCAAAACGAUGCUUUAGAUGAGGACGAUCUCGAGUUGCUAUUGGAGAACUCUGGAGUUAAACCGAGGGGUCAGGGGAAUAAGCUCAAAAGGUUAAAGAGAAAAACCUCAGAAGAGGACCAAGAUUCACAAGUUGAUGUGCCAAAGGAACACGACCGUCAAUCGAGGACAUCGCCAGCGGUACCAGACAUCUUUGCCGAUGAUGACGAAGAGGAGGAGGAAUUGGGCGAAGGCUUGAUUGACCAUGACGAAGAUAGAGGAGCCAUACCUCGGGAUAGAUCAAACAUGUUGGAUGAAUUCGAGGACUUCAUUGAAGAAGAUGAAUUGUCAGACGAAGAUGAGGAAAUGAGAAAACAAAGACAACUUGAAAGACAGAGGGUGAAACAAAGAGGUCCAAAGCUUGAUACCUCCAAAUUGUCGAACGUUGACCGUAAGAGUUUGCAGGAGUUGUUUGAAGUGUUUGGUGAUGGCCGUGAAUACGAAUGGGCAUUGGAAGCGCAAGAGGAUGAAGAUUUGGGUGCCGCAGGUAAUGAAGACCCUACAUCUUUGGACGAAGUAUUUGAGCACUCAGAGUUGAAAGAACGAAUGUUGACGGAAGAGGAUAACUUGAUUCGUAUCAUUGAUAUUCCAGAACGUUUCCAAAAGUACAGGUCUUCUUUAACUUAUAUUGACUUGAAUGACGAGGAGUUGGAACUUGAAAAAAAAUGGGUUGCCGAUGCCAUGUUGCAAGAAAGAAAGGCAUUUCAAGGUGGGGUUUUGGAGAAACCUUUCAAAAAUGCAGUUGGUACAAUCGUAGAGUAUGUGUCCAAAAAUUCCUAUGAAGUGCCGUUCAUAUGGUCACACAAAAGAGACGACUUGUUGUACUCUGCCUCUGCCGAUGGUACAGGUGUACACAAAUUAUUAUUUGAGGAUGAUUUGUGGAGAAUCGUCAAGUUGGAUAUUGAGUAUCAUUCUCUUUAUGAGAAACGGUUAAACAUGGAAAAAUUGAUUGAGGAAUUGGGUAUUGACGAUGACUUGACCAGAGAUAUAAAGUCAUUGAACACGAUGGUGGCUGUCCAAGACACUCAAGAUUACAUCAAUUUCAACUAUGCUAAACAAAUUCAAGCUUUGUCCAACAAAGAGAGCAACGAAGAUGAAGACUCAGAGGAGAGAAGAGCCAAAACAACAAACAAGGGCAAGAAACAUUCAAAGUAUGCAUUAUUUGAUAGAAUCAAAUCGAAUAUUUUGUACGAUGGUGUGGAAGCGUAUGGUAUCACUGCCAAACAAUUUGGAGAAAACGUGCAAGACCAAAGCUCUCAAGGCUUCAACAUUACUUAUAGAAUUCAUGCCACUGAUGACUCCCAUGAGCCACCAGAUUUCUUGAUCAACAAAUUGGUUGAUGAUGAAGAGGCGUUGUUUAGAGAUCAAAAGACAGCCAAGGAUGCAAUCAGACGUACAUUUGCGGAUGAGAUUUUCCACAAUCCGAAAAUUAGACAUGAAGUGAGAUCUACGUUUGCGUCUUUUGCUUCAAUCAGUGUUUCAAUUACUGAAAAGGGGAGAAACACUAUUGAUAAUUACAGCCCCUAUGCUGACAUAAAGUAUGCAAUCAAUCGAUUCCCAUCAGAACUUGUUCAGACACCUGAUGUAUUUUUGAGAAUGCUAGAGGCUGAACAAUUAGGUUUAGCUGUGAUUACCGUUGAGCCAAGAGAUUUCGAAAAUUGGUUCCAAAGUAUUUUCAACUGUUUGAAAUCGGAUGGAUCUUCAGAAGUUUCCGAUCAAUGGAACAAGGAGAGGGAGAUUGUUUUGAGAUUGGCAUUUAAAAAAUUGUGUGCAAUGGUUGCAUUGAAUACCAAAGAAGACUUGAGACGAGAGUGUGAGAGGUUGAUUGCUCUGGAGGUACGCACGAAAUUUCUUGCUAAGCUCGAUCAAGCUCCUUUUACGCCAUAUGGUUAUGACAAGGGUACCAAGUCAAAUGUUUUAGUUUUGACUUUUGGUAAAGGAGAUUAUGACAGUGCCGUUGUUGGUGUAUUUGUUAAAGAUUCAGGCAAAGUGCAGGACUUUUUUAAAUCUGAUACCAAUCCAAUUAGAGACUUGGAAAGUGAAGAGACCUUUAGUGGACAAUUGAAGGAGUUUUUCGAUAAAAAUUUGAAAGUUGACAAACCAGAUGUGUUGGUAAUUUCAGGUUUCAAUGCCAACAGUAAAAGAUUAUACGACAUUGUGACGAAAUUUGUUACGGAAAAUGGCAUAACUGUGAAUGUUGACGAGAUUGAGAAACCUGAGAAGAUACCAUUGAUUAAUGUCAUUUGGGGUCCUGACGAAACUGCGAGAUUGUAUCAAAACUCAGAAAGAGCCAAGUUGGAAUUUCCUGACAAACCUCAAUUGGUUAGGUAUGCGGUUGGGGUAGCCAAGUAUAUUCAGGACCCACUUUUGGAAUAUGUAUCUUUGGGUGAAGACAUUCUAUCACUUUCUUUCCACGAACAUCAAAAGCUUAUCUCCAAUGACUUGGUAAAUGAGGCGUUAGAAUCAGCAUUCGUUGACAUUGUUAACGUAACUGGUGUUGACAUCAACGUUGCCGUUCGUGAUUCGUAUAUUGCUCAGACAUUGCAAUACGUCGCUGGUCUCGGUCCACGUAAAGCUUCUGGGUUGGUUAGAAAUAUCAUCAACAACUUGAACUCCACUUUGGUUUCGAGGAGUGAUUUAAUUCAAGAGGGAUUGAUGACUGCAAAUGUUUUUGUUAAUUGUGCUUCUUUCUUGUACAUUCCUGUUGAGAAUGUAGUCGACUCGCUCUCGGAUUCAGUUGAAUUGUUGGAUGCCACAAGGAUUCAUCCACAGGAAUAUGAUAUGGCGAGAAAAAUUGCUACAGAUGCCAUUGAUAUGGAUUUGGAGGAUUUUGAUGGAGACGCAACCUCUGCCAUUCAAAAUUUGUAUAAUGACGAUGUCACCAAGGUUAAUGAUUUGGAUCUUGUUGGGUAUGGUAAAGAAUUGUAUGAAAAGCUGGGCAGGAAGAGUUUUACAACUUUGUUGAUGAUCAAGGAUGAAUUGAUCAAUAACUACGAGGAAUUGAGAAAGAGAUUCAGGAUUAUGGAUGAUGUUGAAGUAUUCACCAUGUUGACAGGAGAGACGCGUAAAUCAUUUGGUCGUGGUCUGAUUGUUCCCCUCACCAUUGUCAAGGUUGGGAAAAACUAUCGUGAUCCAACCUCGAGAAUUAGAUUUGCUAAAGGUGUUACAUCAUCCAUGGUUCAGGCCAACAUUGAGGAGGAUAAGAUCCCCAGUGAUUUGGAUCUUGUUCAAGGGCAAGUGGUGCAAGCUGUUGUGUUUGAGGUUUUUUAUGAGUCGUUCACAUCAGUGAUGAGUUUGUUGAGAGAGGAUAUAAAACGUGCAUCAACGCCGCGUAUAGUCAAGGAGGGAAACAAAUGGAAUUUCCGAGCUGAAGAAGAUGAUUGGAGAAGAGAGAAGGAAAAGGAAAAAGCUCAACUUGCCAAGACUAGAAAUAUCCAGCAUCCAUUAUAUCGAAGUUUUAAUUAUAAACAAGCGGAGGAGUUUUUGGCUCCUCAAAACUUGGGAGACUGUGUUAUUCGUCCAUCAUCAAAGGGUCCUAAGUAUCUCACCAUCACUUGGAAGGUUGGAAACAAUUUGUUCCAACAUCUUUCAGUGGAAGAACGUACAAGAGGCAAAUUUAAAGAAUACGUUGUUGAUGGUAAAACCUAUUCCGAUUUGGAUCAAUUGAUUUUCCAACACAUUCAAGCUAUUUCAAGAAAGGUAAAUGAGAUGGUUCAUCAUCCUAAAUUCAGAGCAGGGACAAUGUCAGAAGUUACUGAAUGGUUGGAAUCGUAUACCAAGGCAAAUCCAAAAAACUCGGCAUACAUUUUCUGUUAUGAUCACAAGAAUCCAGGUUACUUUUUAUUAUUGUUCAAGGUCAAUGUUGACACCCCAAUCAAGACUUGGCAUGUUCGUACCGAAACUGAUGGUUACGCAUUGAAGAACUUUUUGUAUACUUCAAUGACUAAAUUGUGCAAUGGAUUCAAACAAGUGUUUAAGACUUAUUCCAACCCCCUGAACCAACCAGCUCCAUCUACAGGAUAUGGUUACAAUGGAUAUUAA